Messenger RNA from Astyanax mexicanus (Mexican tetra), 4557 nucleotides. It is a transcript of the gene gpt, whose product is annotated as glutamic--pyruvic transaminase. Gene Ontology annotation, biological process: biosynthetic process. NCBI's taxonomy places the organism in Eukaryota, Metazoa, Chordata, Actinopteri, Characiformes, Acestrorhamphidae. The coding region runs from base 189 to 1658 and encodes 489 amino acids. The record is from RefSeq and is a predicted model, not a curated record. The transcript is spliced from 12 exons. Gene Ontology annotation, molecular function: pyridoxal phosphate binding; L-alanine:2-oxoglutarate transaminase activity.
UCCCAGAUCCUCCUCAGCGGGGCGUGUGUGUGUGUGAGGCGGGAGGGGGAGCGCAGGCUGCCGGCGUAGAUCAGCACUUUUCUCGGCUCGUUCCGGAUCUGAACCGGAGACCCGGAGACCCUCGGACUCCCACGCGCGCACACUCACAGAUCUAAACGCCCACCCUCCGAAGGACCCGCAGCAGCAGCAUGGCCGGGAACGACGCGCUCGCGCGCCGCGGGAAGGUGCUGACAGUGGACACGAUGAACGCCAACGUGAAGAAGGUGGAGUACGCGGUGCGCGGGCCCAUCGUGCAGCGCGCGGUGCAGAUAGAGAAGGAGCUGAAGGAGGGAGUGAAGAAACCAUUUAAUGAAGUCAUAAAAGCCAACAUCGGAGAUGCCCACGCUAUGGGACAGCAGCCCAUCACUUUCUUCAGACAGGUCUUGGCGUUGUGCUCUUAUCCAGAACUGCUUGACGAUAACAAGUUUCCAGAGGACGCCAAGAACCGCGCCAGACGUAUUCUUAAAGCCUGUGGAGGAAGCAGUAUCGGUGCAUACACUGCCAGUCAGGGUAUAGACUGCGUGAGGAUAGACGUCGCCCGCUACAUUGAACGGCGUGAUGGUGGAAUAUCAUGUGACCCAGACAACAUCUACCUGACCACGGGGGCCAGUGACGGCAUUGUGACGAUACUGAAGUUACUGACGGCGGGUGAGGGUCGCACUCGUACGGGUGUGAUGAUCUCCAUCCCGCAGUAUCCUCUGUACUCCGCCGCUAUAGCUGAGCUCGGAGCCGUUCAGAUUAACUACUACCUGAACGAGGAGAAGUGCUGGAGUCUGGAUAUCAGUGAACUGCAGCGCUCCCUAGAUGCAGCCAGACAGUACUGCAACCCCCGCGUCCUCUGUAUCAUCAACCCCGGCAACCCCACAGGUCAGGUACAGAGCAGACAGUGCAUUGAGGAUGUGAUCCGGUUCGCCGCCAAGGAGCGUCUCUUCCUCAUGGCUGAUGAGGUGUAUCAGGAUAACGUGUACGCUGAGGGCUGUGCAUUCCACUCUUUCAAGAAGGUGUUAUUUGAGAUGGGCCCGGAGUUCUCCAGCACAGUGGAACUGGCGUCAUUCCACUCCACCUCCAAAUGCUACAUGGGAGAGUGUGGUCUGCGUGGUGGUUAUAUGGAGGUGAUCAAUAUGGAUCCUGAAGUGAAGGCUCAGCUCACUAAGCUGGUGUCGGUGCGUCUGUGUCCUCCAGUGCCUGGCCAAACUCUGAUGGGCCUGGUGACUAACUCUCCUCAGCCUGGAGAGCCGUCCUACGCCCAGUUCAUCACGGAACGGACCGCUACGCUGAAUGAUCUGGCGCAGAAGGCUAAGCUAACGGAGGAGAUUCUGAACACGGUGCCAGGGAUCAGGUGUAACCCAGUGCAGGGAGCCAUGUACUCCUUCCCCCAGAUCACCCUGCCCGAGCGCGCCAUUAAAGAGGCCAAGGCAAAGGGCCAGGUUCCAGAUAUGUUCUACUGUAUGAAGCUCCUGGAGGAGACCGGGAUCUGUUUGGUACCCGGAAGCGGAUUCGGUCAGAAAGAGGGAACCUAUCACUUCAGGAUGACCAUCUUACCACCCACAGAUAAACUAAAGAUAAUGCUCGACAAACUGAAGGAGUUCCAUCAGCGAUUCUCUCAGCAGUACUCUUAACCACGGCCUCUUCAGCUAUCCAGAACACACUGUUAAAAGUAAAGGUGCUAGACACGGUUCUUUGAGGGAUACCAUAGAAGAACAUUCAGAAAAUGUUCUACUAACCAAAAAAAUAAUAGAUGGGUCUAAAUGAGAAGAGAUGCACUGAAACGAACAUAUUUGACAAAACUGACACUGAAGUAAAAAUCAAACAUUUGGCUAAAUGCUAAUAAUCAAACACAUUUUGUACAGUUUUUAAUUAUUUUUUGUCAUUCAAUAAAUUAAAUAGGUUGAACGUAUUUUUUUAGUGCUUUUAAACAUUUAAGAACAAACAAUUGCUAAGGCUAAGUUAGCUUAGCUAACACUACUAUCCUAGUCCUGUACAGCUCGUAAACCUUCCAGCUGGAAAACAGCCAUUUUUGAAGCAAUAGCAGCUAUGACAUAAUAAUGAGGAUUUCCAUCACAACGUUAUUAGAAUGUUUCUCACAUAAUGUUUCAAGCUAUACAAAUAAUAAUAGCUUUGUGGAAACGUUAAAAGCAAAAACAUUAAAUAAAAACGUUCUAAGAACUUCCAUAAAAAUCGACAGAUUCAACUUUUAAAGAACUGUAAUAGUAGCAUUCAGGAAAUGCUACAAUUACAGUUCUUUGAAACCAAAAAAGCUAAAUUAGAAGAGAUGCACUGAAAUGAACAUAUUUGAACAAAAAAAAACUGAAGUAAAAAUGAAACAUUUGGCUAAAUGCUAAUAAUCAAACACAUUUUUUACAGCUUUUAAUUUUUUUUAAUAAAUUGAAUAGGUUGAACGUAUUUAUGUAGUGCUUUUAAAUUUGUAAUUUUGAGAACAAGCUAAAGCUAAAUUAGCUCGGCUAACGUUACUAUCCUAGUCCUGUACAGCUCGUAAACCUUGCAGCUAAAAAACAGCCGGUUUUGAAGCAAUGUUUAAGUUUUAUUUGGUUUUAUUUGCGCGAGUAAAGCAUAAAAAAUGAACUUAAACCUGCCGUUUCUACUGUCUUCCGGUUGUUCUUUCACUUCAAAUUCAUGGGAUAAUGAGCUUAUGGGCUUAAAUAUAACAGAACUGUGGGUGUAUUCUACGGCAUCCCUCAAAGAACCAUCUGUAGCACCUUUAUUUUUUGUGUAGUUGUUUUUUUCCACCAAUCAGGAGUGCCGAAAGCUGUUGUGUGCCCACCCUGUGCCUUCUUAAAUCAGCCUGUGCCUAUAAAAUGGGUCAGUUAAGACCCCCCGGCAUUACUGCUGGUUAAAGUCUAGAUAGACACUGUUAUAUAGUUCUGUGAAAUGAGCGGUUCUUGCACUGUUAAACGUUAUUAAUAGUGCUGUUAUGGGAUUUUUAGUGAUGUUUAAUCAUAAGGGUACGAUCAAUAGCACUAAUGAGUUCAAAUUGUACAUUUUAAUACAUAGACUAAGGCUACGUUCACACACAGCAGGACAGCUCUGGAAAAAAUGAAGAGACCACUUCAGUUUCUGAAUCAGUUUCUUUGAUUUUGCUAUUUUUAGGUUUAUGUUUGAAAAAAAUGAACAUUGUUGUUUUAUUCUAUAAACUACAGACAACAUUUCUCCCAAAUUCCAACAAAAAUAUUGUCAUUUAGAGCAUUUAUUUACAGAAAAUUAAAAUGAAAUGGCAAACAAAAGCAUGUUCUCCUCCACCAGUCUUACACACUGCUUUUGGAUAACUUUAUGCCUUUGCUCCUGGUGCAAAAAUCAAAGCAGUUCAGUUUGGUGGUUUGAUGACUUGUGAUCAUCCAUCUUCCUCUUGAUUAAAUUCCAGAGGAUUUCAAAUUGGUGAAUAUAGAUGGCUGUGGGUUCACUAUUUGGCAAACAACAGGUCAUUGUUGCCCUUUCUACGUAUGUGUUAUAACUGAUUAUUAAUGAUUUUAAGGCAUUUACAACCUAAUUAGUAACUAUUAAUAAUCUAAUUGUAAACCAUUUAUAAAACCUUUAUAAAGGUACUCUUAUUUUAAAGGGGUACCGGUAUAUUAGUGUAAAUUUACAACAAAUUUUAUGCUACUGACAUAUUGAUAAUUUAUAUAGUAGUAGCAGCAUAAUAAUGCAAUUACACCUCUUUUUAACAGAGCAAUAAACAUAUUAUUAAUUAAUAAAAAUAAUUAUAAUACUAAUAAUAUAGUACUGCCUGUCAAAAGUUUGCAGCCUAUUUUUGCUGUUUUUUUUUUUUUUACAUUUUUAUAUUUUAAUAUUGAUUUUAUUCAUCACUGAAAGUUAACAGCUGAGCAAAAAUGAUUGAGGUCAUGUCCAUAUAUAGUUUGGUAUGUCGAUAAUUAACAUAAUAAUUGGGACAGUGACCUAAUCACCCCAAAUAUUCACACUAUUCCACCAUUGAAACCCCUUCCUCACUGCUUUCGUCCAUUUUCCUUUUUUCUCACAGCCUAGUUUUUCUUGUUUUUUGGUCUGAAAUUUGGAUAAAUUCCAAUCUAGCUGUUCAAAAUUGAGUUUCAUUGCCAUGAAUCAGAUUCGUAUCAGAUUGCAAUACUGCGAAGUGGCUCAAAUCUGAAUUAAAAUGUUCAGAUUUAGUGUUUUUUUUGUGGUUCACACUCAUUUUGCCACACCACAUUGAAACACAGCAGAUUUGGACCAUAUUUUUACUUGCUAUGUGAACGUAGCCUAAAAAAUAAAGCCAAUCUUUUGCGUGUUUGUGUGUGUGUGUGUGUGUGUGUGUGUGUGUGUGUGUGUGUGUGAGUGUGUGUAUAUGUGUGUAUGUGUGUGAGUAUGCUGUUUAAGGGACCAAGUAAUUACUAAGUAAUUACAGUAGGCAUGAAAUCACAUGCAGUGCAUGCAUUACCAAAUGCAGUCUUGCACAUGUACAAUUAUACACUACAAUGUUAUUACAAUGUUAUACAGGGUUUAAUGAAUUAUUGUAAUUUAUAAUAAACACAGUACAAUAAAAUAUGA